GGGAGUUGGAGUUUGGGAGCAGUUCCGGGUAGGGGAGUUGCCUUUCCUCCCCAACCGACUCUCUAACUUGGCAGCGCUGAACUACAAGUCCCAGGGUCCCUUGCGGCCGCCGUAGUCAAGUGGCCGGUGGAAUUGGCCCAGGAUGACAGCUGGAGAAUGGAGUCAGUUUUAUCCAAGUAUGAAAACCAGAUUCCUAUCUUCACUGACUACCUAGAAGAAUUUCCAGAUACAGAUGAACUGGUAUGGAUCUUAGGGAAGCAGCAUCUCCUUAAAACGGAAAGAUCUAAGCUGUUGUCGGAUAUAAGUGCUCGUCUGUGGUUUACAUACAGAAGGAAAUUUUCACCAAUUGGAGGAACUGGCCCUUCAUCAGAUGCUGGCUGGGGAUGUAUGCUACGCUGUGGACAGAUGAUGUUAGCUCAAGCCCUUAUCUGCAGACACUUGGGAAGGGACUGGAACUGGGAGAAACAAAAAGAACAACCCAAAGAAUACCAACAGAUCCUCCAGUGCUUCUUAGAUAGAAAAGACUGUUGCUACUCUAUCCAUCAAAUGGCACAAAUGGGUGUAGGAGAAGGAAAAUCAAUUGGUGAAUGGUUUGGACCAAAUACAGUUGCACAGGUGUUAAAAAAACUUGCUUUAUUUGACGAUUGGAAUUCCUUGGCUGUUUAUGUUUCAAUGGAUAACACAGUGGUCAUCGAAGAUAUCAAAAAAAUGUGCUGUGUCUUUCCCUCGAGUGCUGCCACAGCCAGUGAAAUCCUCCCAGAUGUUCCAAGUGCUUCCAGCCAGAGUAAGAGCACCUCUGCAUGCUGCCCAGUCUGGAAACCCCUGCUGCUCAUUGUGCCCCUUCGCCUGGGCAUAAACCAAAUCAACCCAGUCUAUGUUGAUGCAUUCAAAGAGUGUUUUAAGAUGCCACAGUCUUUAGGGGCAUUAGGAGGAAAGCCAAAUAACGCCUAUUAUUUCAUAGGAUUCUUAGGUGAUGAACUCAUCUUCUUGGACCCUCACACAACCCAGACCUUUGUUGACACUGAGGAGAAUGGAAUGGUUGAUGAUCAGACUUUCCAUUGCCUGCAGUCCCCACAGAGAAUGAACAUCCUGAACUUGGAUCCUUCUGUAGCAUUGGGAUUUUUCUGCAAAGAAGAAAAAGACUUUGAUAACUGGUGUAGCCUUGUUCAGAAGGAAAUUCUAAAGGAGAAUUUAAGGAUGUUUGAAUUAGUUCAGAAACAUCCAUCACAUUGGCCUCCCUUUGUACCUCCAGCCAAGCCAGAAGUGACAACCACUGGGGCAGAAUUCAUUGAUUCUACUGAACAACUAGAGGAGUUUGACCUGGAGGAAGAUUUUGAGAUUUUGAGUGUCUAGAAUAGUGGGAACUCAACUUGGAGAUCUGUCUUCCAUCUGGCACCGUAUGAACAUUAACUUUACAUAAAACUUUUCCAGUCAGCAAGUGCCUGAUAUGCCAACAGCAUACAAACUCAAUAGCAACCAUGACUGAGCCAAUCACUGUUUCAGAAAAGAAAAGAACCCAAAAUAAACAAAGAAACAAACUUCCCCUGGAAAGAAAUGCAACAAUCUUGGAACCCAGGAGCAGAGAAAUUAGGAGCAGCCCAUUGCUUCUCUGCUUGUCUUACAUGGCUACAAUAAGUCUUCAGUAACUGAAAGUAGGAGAUGGACAUCUGAAAUGGACAGCAGUUCUCAUCUUGCUUCAACCACCAGCAGAUGAGAGAUGAUUACUCUGUUUUCGUCCCACUUUCAGGUGUGACUUCUUUUAAGCUAAAUACUAAGAUGCAAUCUGUUCUCUUGCUCUAAUAAUAAAGUAACUGAAUCAGGGAGAAAAAAAAAAUUCUUGUUAAGUUAUUUGAAUAUCAAUUUUAAAUAACUACAAUGUCUAUCAAAGAGUUUGUCAAAGAAAUGAUGUCAAAUGUAUACUACUUGAUCUCCUUCCUAUUUGGAGGAACCUUAUUAAUUGAUGGGUCACUGUUACCAUCCUUUCUGAACCUUUUGUCAGAUGUCACUGUCCUUAAAUCAUGAUCACUUAAAUCAGAGGACAACAAACUUUUUCUGUAAAGGGCCAGAUAGUGUGUAUUUUAGCCCUUGUGGCUUCUUUCACAACUACUCAACUCUGAUGUUGUAGUGUGAAAGCAGCCAGAGACAAUAUGUAAAUAAUUGGGUGUGGCUUUAAUCCAAUAAAACUACAUUUACAAAAAGAAGUGGUGGGCUGGGUUGGGCCUCUGUUUAUACAUUACCAAUCACUGACUUAGAUUGUUGAUUUUUUUUUUUGUUUGAGAAAUUAAAAAUAAAUGGUGUUUGAAUUAUAC
This is a messenger RNA of Orycteropus afer afer, 2309 nucleotides long. RefSeq names its product autophagy related 4A cysteine peptidase (gene ATG4A). The record is from RefSeq and is a predicted model, not a curated record. Gene Ontology annotation, molecular function: protein-phosphatidylethanolamide deconjugating activity. Lineage: Eukaryota; Metazoa; Chordata; Mammalia; Tubulidentata; Orycteropodidae.